Planococcus citri (citrus mealybug) is the source of this 2305-nucleotide messenger RNA. RefSeq names its product GPALPP motifs-containing protein 1. NCBI's taxonomy places the organism in Eukaryota, Metazoa, Arthropoda, Insecta, Hemiptera, Pseudococcidae. The transcript has 4 exons. The record is from RefSeq and is a predicted model, not a curated record. Bases 253 to 1269 code for a protein of 338 amino acids.
CUAAUUAAUCAAUCGAGUACAAAAAUCUCAUUCAUUCUUGGCAGUAAGUGAGGGAGAAAUCUGAAAAUCUCAAGAUGGAACUUACUGCAAGUUUACAAACAAAAUGCAAAGAUAAGGAAAACGGUGAUAAAAAAAAUUAAAAUUGAGUAAAUUGAGCUAUUGAACUGAAAAAACACUUUCAAUAAACGUAAAAUCACCACUUCGCGAUAAUUCUGACAUCUUCAACGCUUCCCUAAUCCAUCGCAGUCAGAAAUGGGCCAUCACAAGAAGAAGAAAAAGCAUAAAUCCAAGCAUCGCCGACGCUCCAGCAGCGACUCUGAUUCUGCAAAUGAACGUUCCAAGAAGCAAAAGGUAAUCGGUCCUUGUAUGCCUACAGUUUUACAACCUUCGAAGGCUCCAGAUCCAUCGACAUCUUCGGAACCAAGACCUUCAUCAUCUAGUCAUAGUGACUCGUACGGUCCUCAGCUACCGCCAAAUUUGACCGGCCCUCAACUGCCACCUCAUUUGACUAGUUCUCAACCUUCGACUGAUGUGAGUGGUCCUCAACCUCCAUCAGAUUUCACCGGUCCUCAACUACCACCUCAACUAGUUGGCCCUCAACUACCUCCUCAUCUAAGUAAAGCAAAGGUAGCCGAUACAAGACCACGAGCUGCUCAGAAAGAAGAUGACGAUGACGACGUCGGUGACAUUAUAGGACCUUUACCAGGCAAUGUACAAAGCUCUAGCAGCGUUCAGCAAGCACUAGAUGAACGAGCAGAGAUUCUGAAAUAUGAAUUCCUGUUGAAAGGUACCGGAGACGAAGACAUAACCGCUCGUGAAACCUGGAUGACCGAAUUACCACCCGAAAAAGCCAACUAUUUCGGUCUAGGACCGCGUAAAUUCAGAGCCACCAACAAGACCGGUGAUCCGAAGAACCGAGCUUUAUGGACAGAAACACCUUUGGAUAAAAAUAAAUCACAACAAGAGGAACCGGUCGAUGAUACGAACGCAUUCGAAGAACUCGUCGUCGAACAACGUAAUAAAAUAAUGGAUCAAAUUGUAAAGAAAACCGAAGAAAAAAAAGAUAAAAAAUCAUUGCUCGAAAUACAUCGAGAGAAAUUAAAGAAGAAAAAACAAGAAAGCAAAGAUGGCAAGGGGGAGAGGAGACCGUUCGAUCGUGACGUAGAUUUAGAAGUUAAUAAAUUCGACGAGGCUCAGAAAAAAUCUAUGCUGAAGAAAUCCCAACUUUUAGAUAGCAGAUUUGCACAUAGCAAAUCGAAAUACCUAUAAAUUAUUUAUUGAUGUUCUGUAAUGUAAUAUUGUAUUCGUGUGAAGUAUUGUGAUUAUCAAGUGUGUAAAAUAUUGUUUAAGUACCUUAGGGAAUUUUUCGAACUUCCACUCUGCGGUUUGAACAUAACCGAGCUUGAUCGAAAGAGCAUAAAUAUUGUCCUGAAACUCUCGUAACCAAAAUUUCAGAUGCUCAAGUUUAUUUUUGGAUUUUUUGGCAAAUUUAAAAAAAUUCAAAAAAUUCAAAAAAUUCAAAAAAGCUGUUUCAAUUAUUAUUUUUGGAACACGGUGUAGCAGUGCGAUUAAAUCCUUCAAUUCAACUCCCACUCAUUUACAGCUACUAGUUUUGAGCCAUUUUGGAGUCUGCAGCAAUUCUUCAAAUUUCUCUAGAAAUUUCAAACCACUCUGGAAUGGCCAAAAAUGAACUUUAGCUUCAAUAAGUUUUCUCUGUGUCCAUUGGACAUUCUCUCGAUCGUUUUAGAUAUUACUUCAAAAUUUCAGAGGUGCCAGUUUAAAAAUUAAUUUUUGAACAAUUUGUGAAUUCCAGAAAAAUUAAAAAACUCCUGGAAUUUCGGAGUAACCAUUUAAAAUAGCGAAGGGGGUGCCCUAUAAGCGCCGACCAAAGUCAUAGGGGCCAAAGUUCAUUAUUGGCCCUCCCAGGGCAAUUUCAAAUAUCUGAAAAAAAUUCGAAAAAUCACUGGAGGCUCUAGAUUGGUCCGAAACUAGUAAAUGUUGAUGCAUGGGAGUUGAAUUUGAACAAAUUAUCCACAUUAGUUCACUUUUCACUUUGCUGAAAAAAAUUUGAAAAAAUUUUAAACUCUCCCUAAAACAUUUUUUUUUCAUUUUUCAAAUUUUUAACAAUUUGUCAAAAAUUCAAAAAAAAACUUCAUCACCUGAAAUUUUGGUUCCGAGGUUUUAGGACUUGUUUUUUCGAUCCUGUUCGUUUCCUUCAAAUCGUUGAGUGUGGGUUCAGAAACUUUUCUGGUUAGUAAAAGGAAUAUGAAUAUUAAAAUAAACUAUUGAAAAGAAGAGUAAAAAA